AUGGGGGCAUCUGUGGAGGAAACCAAUCUCCAAGGAGUCACUGGGCAGAGCAUUAAUGUCAUUGAGACAGAGGCAGCAUCUGUACUGGAGCACUGGCUGCAGAAGAUUGAACAGGAGGCAACUAAGCUCUUUAAGCAGAAACCAGAAAACAAGACAGAAAGCAAGAAGGAAACCAAAAACGAGAUCCAAGCUUUCCCAUCUGUGGGCCAAGAUUUGGCAGCUGCAAGAUCAAAGCCAGAAUCUUGGGAAAACUUUGAAGACAGAAGGCCACCCAGGCGGAUUGUUCACGAGUCUCGCACAAAACUCACAUCAUCAUCCAGCCAAGAUCUGGCCGAGGACAGGACAAGGAUCCAGUUCAUCAGAUGGAGCCAUACCCGGGUGUAUCGUGUCACAAGUGACAACAGAAAGGAUGCUAUGGAAGAGAGAGUGGACAAAGUCAGGAAAAGUGUCUCCAGGGUCAUGUUCCAAGUUGAGGACACCCAAUCUGAACCUGAUAUCCAAAUUAAAGACUCAGAGUAG
Molecule: messenger RNA, 519 nt
Organism: Gekko japonicus
Lineage: Eukaryota; Metazoa; Chordata; Lepidosauria; Squamata; Gekkonidae
Gene: SPATA19
Product: spermatogenesis associated 19
Exons: 6
Coding region: 1-519 (172 amino acids)
Source: RefSeq, a predicted model, not a curated record